This is a messenger RNA of Psammomys obesus (fat sand rat), 213 nucleotides long. Its product is annotated as NADH dehydrogenase [ubiquinone] 1 alpha subcomplex subunit 1-like. The record is from RefSeq and is a predicted model, not a curated record. Bases 1 to 213 code for a protein of 70 amino acids. The transcript has a single exon. Lineage: Eukaryota; Metazoa; Chordata; Mammalia; Rodentia; Muridae.
AUGUGGUUCCAUAUUCUUCCUGGCCUUUCCGCAAUAGGCGUGUGCUUGAUCAUCCCCGGGGUGUCCACUGCAUACAUCCACAAGUACACCAACGGCGGCAAGGAAAAAAGAGUUGCCCGACUUCAUUACCAGUGGUAUCUGAUGGAACGAGAUAGACGCCUCUCUGGAGUCAAUCGCUACCAUUUGUCCAGGGGCCUGGAGAACAUUGACUAA